Messenger RNA from Colossoma macropomum (tambaqui), 2371 nucleotides. Its product is annotated as adhesion G protein-coupled receptor E3-like. Gene Ontology annotation, molecular function: G protein-coupled receptor activity. The transcript is spliced from 14 exons. Bases 68 to 2128 code for a protein of 686 amino acids. Gene Ontology annotation, biological process: adenylate cyclase-activating G protein-coupled receptor signaling pathway; cell surface receptor signaling pathway. NCBI's taxonomy places the organism in Eukaryota, Metazoa, Chordata, Actinopteri, Characiformes, Serrasalmidae. The record is from RefSeq and is a predicted model, not a curated record. Gene Ontology annotation, cellular component: membrane.
UGAGGCUCCCAGUUAUGAUCCCUGCAAUAGCUAUACUUCUCUGGAUCAACCCUGGAGAGGAACUAAUAUGACUGGAGGGUCCAGUUGUGAUAGCAACACCAAAUGGACUGGCUGGUAUCGGCUGCUGUAUAACGGGAUGAGUGUCCGUAUGCCAGACAGCUGUGUUAAUCGAUCCAGAUGUGGUACUUAUUACACUCUGUGGCUGAAUGGAUCUCACCCUCAGAUAGAGGAUGGAAUAGUCACUCGUGGAGUCUGUGGAAAUUCAGGAAGUGACUGCUGCUACUACAGAUCCAUCCCAAUUCGAGUCAAAGCAUGUCCAGGAAACUAUUACGUCUAUGAGUUUGUCAGGCCAGUCAACUGCAAUUCAGCUUACUGUGCAGACGUGAGCACCAUCACGUCAGUCUCUACAACGACAACAACAACAACAACAGCAACAAUGGCUGUUAGCACUUACUGGACCACAAAUUCAUGGACAACUGUUACAAGUCCUGCUCCUCAGACAACAGUUCAGACUAUCACAAUGCCUCAGGAAUGUCAGGGAAAUAUAUCAGCAAAAUGUGCAGAUGAUAUCUUUAAGCAAAUUGAAAAUAGCACUAAUCCAGUGCUCCCACCACAAGUUGUAGAGAAGAUGCUACAGGAGCAGGUUCUGAAAGUUGAAGUAAUUAAUGCACAGGUACCUGUAUCUGCUGGGAUCACAAUGCUGAACAAGACUGAGAUAUUGGUGUCUACACUGGUGAUGCCAACAGAAACCAACAGCUCAGUUAAGAUCUCUCUAAAUGGUUUAGAUGUUCAUGUCUUUACUGUUGGACCAAAAGCCUCCUUGACAGAAAUCCCUCGGCUAAGCAUAAACAAUGCUCAGAUGGUUAUUGACCUUAUCCAGAUCUCAAAGAACAACAACGGAUCAGCUGCUGUGGCCUUCAUGAGUUACACGAACAUAUCAAGCAUACUGAAACCCACUUUCUUCAACACAACUAACAAAACAGAGAAAACCAUGAUGUCCAAUGUGGUGUCAGCAACACUGCCCAAAACCACCAACACACAGCUCACCAAACCGGUCAACUUCACCCUGAAACACAUUGCAGACAUUGACCCUAAUGGUACACUCACUUGUGUGUACUGGAAUAACACUGAAUGGAUUAUACAUGGAUGUAUCCUUCUCCAGACCAACAGCAGCCACACUGUAUGCUCCUGUGAUCACCUGUCAACCUUCGCUCUCAUCAUGCAGACCAACCCACCCACAGUAGAUAACAGUGAUCCUGUGACGGACCUGUUUAACACAGUAGCUGUGGCAGUCGGACUUUUCUUCCUGAGCUUGACCCUUUUGACCUUUGCCUUUUGUCGGCGGAACCCAAGAGUGACCAACACAGCUCUGACAAACCUGUGUAUAAGCCUCUUACUGGCUCACCUCCUCUUUCUGCUCACACAGACAUUCCUGCAGUACAUACAACCUCAGCAGCUGCUGUGUGCAGUGCUGGCAGGUGUUCUGCACUUCCUCUUUCUCUCUGCUUUUGUGUGGAUGUUCAUUGAAGCUGUGCUGCUCUUCAUUGCUGUGAAGAACCUCACAAAGAUCAGAUCAAAGCAGAAGGAGGUGCUUAGCUGGAAAUAUCUGAUAGCGAUUGGAUAUGUCAUUCCUCUGACUGUGGUGGGCGUGUCUGUUGGACUGUUUCCAGAUGGAUACGGCAGUAAAGAGUGCUGGCUUAAGACAGACAAAGGCUUUUUGUGGAGUUUUCUGGGACCCAUUUGUUUCAUUCUCUCUGCAAACAUGAUUCUCUUCUUCGUCAUCUUAUUCAUCGUAAUCUCCACUCUGAAAAGUAUGAAAAGUGAACUCUUGAGAAUCAGACAGGCGAAAAGUGACCAGCGACUCUUUAAAAGUGUGAUCCUGAAAACCAUGGUCCAGUUUUACAUUGUUGGCUGCUCCUGGAUUCUGGGUUUCUUCCCAAACUACAAUAAGGUGUUGGAUAUGCUCUUCCUGUUCUUCAACUCCCAGCAGGGCACCUUCAUCUUCCUCAUCCACUGUGCCCUCAACCAAGAGGUGAGGCAGUUUUAUAUAAAGCGGUGGCGAGAUCUGCGUGCUGCUUUCAAACCAUGCACAAGAGAAAAUGUGGAUACCCCGAUAUCAACAUCCUAGAUUCCUAGGCGAUUUGGAUGCUUAUUUGAGGGUUAAUGGUUUGAGAUUUUGUUUAUUUUGUUUACACUGUAGAGCCUUGGAUAUUUAGUCUUGGGUGUGAGGGCACAUUGUAUGGUGAACUGAGUUUGGGAUUAGGGAAAGUGUUUUAGUGAUUACAUUAUUAUACAUUAUCUAAACAUAAUCUGCUUUAUUUGAAAAAAAAAAAAAUCAUUGCUUUAUAUAUAUAUAUUAAUAUAUAUCGCU